GCUUGGCUGGUUGUUUAAGUGAAGCGUUUCGGCCUAAAUGAACAAAAACAUUACGUAGAUUCGAAUUAUAUGGCUUCAAUACAAAAAAUCAUAAUAUAAUUUAUAAAACAGUAUUCCUGUGACCUGAAAACAAGCGGUAACACGCAGCAAAAUGUACGGGUUCGUAAACUAUGCCUUAGAGUUGCUGGUGAUGAAGGCGCAUGGUGUGGAAACAUGGGAAAAAAUCAAGAAAAAGGCUGAGGUUGCGAUGGAAGGCAGUUUUCUCGUUCGCCAGAUUUAUGAAGACGAAAUAACAUACAAUUUGAUUACUGCUGCUGUUGAAGUUCUGCAGACCCCAGCUAAUGAAAUUCUUGAGCUUUUCGGGAUGACUUUCUUCGAGUUUUGUCAAGAUUCUGGAUAUGACAAAAUUUUGCAAGUGCUUGGAGCUACGCCUCGUGAUUUCUUACAGAACUUGGACGGUCUCCACGACCAUCUUGGCACAUUAUACCCCGGCAUGCGCUCCCCAUCGUUCCGUUGCACGGAGCGGCCGGAAGAUGGCGCGCUUGUGUUACACUACUAUUCUGACAGGCCGGGGUUGGAGCAUAUUGUUAUUGGUAUUGUUAAGACGGUAACAAGCAAGCUCCACAACACUGAAGUGCAGGUGGACAUCUUGAAGACGAAGGAGGAAUGCGACCACGUGCAGUUCCUUAUCACGGAGACAUCGUCUACUGGGAGGGUUUCAGCUCCAGAGAUGACUGAGAUUGAGACGCUUUCUAUUGAGCCAAAAGUGAGUCCAGCGACGUUCUGCAGAGUAUUCCCCUUCCACUUGAUGUUCGACCGGGAGCUGAAUAUAGUACAAGCUGGUCGUUCUGUCACUCGGCUUCUGCCGCGGCUCAUGAAGCCUGGAUGCAAGAUUACCGAUGUUUUGGAUACGGUUCGUCCCCACUUGGUAAUGACAUUUUCCAAUGUGUUAGCACACAUCAACACAGUCUAUGUGUUGAAAACCAAAUCUGAAGAAAUGAGUGUGUCUAACCAUCACGAGGAAAUUGCUCCUUUACGUUUGAAGGGUCAAAUGCUAUACAUUCCCGAAACAGAUGUUGUCGUAUUCCAAUGCUACCCCAGUGUCACUAAUCUCGAUGAUUUGAUCCGCCGUGGACUUUGCAUCUCAGAUAUACCCUUGCAUGAUGCUACCAGAGACUUGGUGUUGAUGUCAGAGCAGUUUGAAGCUGAUUAUAAACUGACGCAGAAUUUGGAAGUGCUUACUGAUAAACUGCAACAUACUUAUCGGGAACUGGAGGCGGAGAAACAGAAGACUGAUAGGCUCCUCUAUUCAGUCCUACCCAAGAGCGUAGCUACAGAACUCCGCCAUCGUCGUCCCGUACCUGCUCGCAGAUACGAUCCUGUGACGCUUCUCUUUAGUGGGAUUGUGGGCUUUGCUAACUAUUGUGCCAGGAAUAUUGAUCAUAAGGGCGCCAUGAAGAUUGUCAAGAUGUUAAACGAUUUGUAUACAGCUUUCGAUGUCCUGACCGACCCUAAAAGGAACCCAGAUGUGUAUAAGGUUGAAACAGUAGGAGAUAAGUACAUGGCAGUAUCAGGUUUGCCCGAAUACAAGGAAGGUCAUGCAAAACACAUCUGCUUGCUAGCUCUGGAAAUGAUGGAUCUUUCCAAAACUGUGACAGUUGAUGGAGAACCAGUGGGUAUAACAAUCGGCAUCCACUCCGGGGAGGUAGUGACGGGUGUGAUCGGGCACCGCAUGCCGCGCUACUGCCUGUUCGGGAACACCGUGAACCUCACCAGCCGCUGUGAGACCACGGGCGUGCCCGGCACUAUUAAUGUUAGCGAGGAUACUUAUAGCUACCUGAUGCGUGAAGACAACUAUGAUGAGCAGUUCGAGCUGACCUAUCGUGGCCACGUCUCCAUGAAAGGAAAAGCGGUUCCCAUGCAAACUUGGUUCCUGACCAGGAAGGCAUAAGAAUGUUCUGGAAUCUCAAUAGUUUUUGGUGUAUUUGUAUGGCCUCAAACCUGGUUACUAGGAUGGUAUAAUUCUGGCAAUCUCAAUAGUUCUUGGUGUACUUAUGGCCUAUAUAAGCCUAAUUGGUGUUAGUUUUUGUGCCCUUGUAAGGUAUUAUAGUUUAGUAUUAUUGGUAACGAGUUCCCAAAUUUCUUUGAAGAUAGAUGAAAAACAUAUUUUAAUUAUGGUUGACGGUUAAACGGUUUAUCUGAUAUUUAUAAAAUGGGAUUGAAAAAACGAAGGGAAUAGAAACAUUGAGGGAGUGGUUUUAAAAUAAAUGUAUUUUUAUUUUACAAUAUGCCUAUCUAUUUGCUGGUAAUUUAUUUCGCAGAUAAUAAUAAUAAUUAAAGUAUCAUUCCAUUUGGCUCUAACUAUUCUCAUUCUCUCAUAAUCUGAAAUAGGCCUAUAUUAUUCCUUGUGUUAUUUAUUCCUUCUACACAAUUAUGAUGUGAAAAGUAUUUUAUAUAGUCAAAUACAUAAUAAUCAAAUUAUAUUUAAUUACAUGUUGUUAGUAAUGUAUCGAUGUUUUAUUUAUUCUUGUUACAAUAUAAGAUUUUCUAAAUAGCUCAGAUUUUCGUAUUCAAAUUAGGGCAACUAUUUAUUGUUUUUUUAUUUCUAUUUAUUGUUAUUUUAAAGAAAGCCUGUUGUAUCUAGUCAUUAGUGGUAAUAAGAAAUAAUAUUGUGCACGUAGAUUAGAAAUCUGUCGAAAUAUUAUAUUGUGUCCAAAGUUUAAUAAAUUGUACCAAAUAUU
This is a messenger RNA of Colias croceus (clouded yellow), 2741 nucleotides long. It is a transcript of the gene Gycbeta100B, whose product is annotated as guanylate cyclase soluble subunit beta-1. Gene Ontology annotation, biological process: response to oxygen levels; cGMP biosynthetic process. The record is from RefSeq and is a predicted model, not a curated record. Gene Ontology annotation, molecular function: heme binding; guanylate cyclase activity. Lineage: Eukaryota; Metazoa; Arthropoda; Insecta; Lepidoptera; Pieridae. Bases 152 to 1951 code for a protein of 599 amino acids. The transcript is spliced from 15 exons. Gene Ontology annotation, cellular component: guanylate cyclase complex, soluble.